Messenger RNA from Acomys russatus (golden spiny mouse), 4810 nucleotides. It is a transcript of the gene Cpd, whose product is annotated as carboxypeptidase D. Gene Ontology annotation, biological process: proteolysis. Gene Ontology annotation, molecular function: metallocarboxypeptidase activity; zinc ion binding. Bases 16 to 4161 code for a protein of 1381 amino acids. The transcript has 21 exons. The record is from RefSeq and is a predicted model, not a curated record. NCBI's taxonomy places the organism in Eukaryota, Metazoa, Chordata, Mammalia, Rodentia, Muridae.
CGGCUCUGCUGGAAGAUGGCGAGCGGCCGGGAUGAGCGGCAGCCCUGGCGGCUGGGACGCCUGCGGCUGCUGCCGCCGCUGCUGCCACCGCUGCUGCUGCUGCUGCUGCUGCUGAAGAGCUCGGCCCAGGCGGCGCACAUCAAGAAGGCUGAGGCGACCACGACGACCGUCGCGGGCUCGGAGGCGGCCGAGGGCCAGUUUGACCACUACUACCACGAAGCGGCGCUGGGCGAGGCGCUGGAGGCGGCGGCGGCCGCGGGGCCGCCCGGCCUGGCUCGUCUGUUCAGCAUCGGCAGCUCGGUGGAGGGCCGGCCGCUGUGGGUGCUGCGCCUGACGGCCGGCCUGGGGCCGCCGCCCACCGCCGCCGCCGCCGCGGGGCUGGACGCCGCGGGGCCGCUGCUGCCCGGCCGGCCGCAGGUAAAGCUGGUGGGCAACAUGCACGGCGACGAGACGGUGUCGCGCCAGGUGCUGGUCUACUUGGCCCGUGAGCUGGCGUCGGGCUACCGCCGCGGGGACCCGCGCCUCGUCCGCCUGCUCAACACCACCGACGUGUAUUUGCUGCCCAGCCUGAACCCCGAUGGCUUCGAGCGCGCCCGCGAGGGCGACUGCGGCCUCGGCGACAGCGGCCCGCCCGGGACCAGCGGCCGAGACAACAGCCGAGGCCGCGAUCUCAACCGCAGUUUCCCUGACCAGUUCAGCACCGGCGAGCCGCCUUCCCUGGACGAGGUGCCGGAGGUGCGCGCCCUCAUCGACUGGAUCCGCAGGAACAAGUUUGUGCUGUCUGGAAACCUGCACGGCGGCUCAGUGGUAGCAAGCUACCCUUUCGAUGAUUCGCCUGAGCAUAAGGCCACUGGAACCUAUAGCAAAACCUCCGACGAUGAAGUCUUUAGAUACCUGGCAAGAGCUUAUGCUUCUAACCACCCCAUAAUGAAAACUGGUGAACCCCAUUGCCCAGGAGAUGAAGACGAGACUUUCAAAGAUGGGAUCACAAACGGGGCACACUGGUAUGAUGUGGAAGGUGGUAUGCAAGAUUACAAUUAUGUCUGGGCCAACUGUUUUGAGAUCACAUUAGAAUUGACUUGUUGCAAGUACCCACCUGCUUCCCAGCUUCGACAAGAAUGGGAGAAUAAUCGCGAAUCUUUGAUCACGUUGAUUGAAAAGGUUCACAUUGGAAUUAAAGGAUUCGUUAAGGAUUCAGUAACAGGGUCUGGGUUGGAGAACGCAACCAUCUCAGUGGCUGGUAUUAAUCACAAUAUCACAACUGGAAGAUUUGGUGAUUUCCACAGACUACUCGUUCCUGGGAUUUACAAUCUUACAGCGGUUUCAACUGGGUAUAUGCCAUUGACUAUUAUUAAUAUAAUGGUGAAGGAAGGACCAGCCACGGAGAUGGAUUUUUCCCUUCGACCAACUGUGAUAUCAGUAGUUCCUGAGUCAACCGGGACUGUAGCAACUCCAGGCACAGUCGCUGUCCCUAAUGUUCCUUCUGGAACAUCAUCCUCCCAUCAGCCAAUUCAGCCCAAAGACUUUCACCACCACCAUUUCCCGGAUAUGGAAAUCUUCUUGAGAAGAUUUGCCAAUGAGUAUCCCCACAUCACCCGUCUUUAUUCACUGGGAAAGUCAGUAGAGUCCAGGGAACUCUACGUGAUGGAGAUAUCGGACAACCCAGGUGUCCACGAGCCAGGUGAACCAGAAUUUAAGUAUAUUGGAAAUAUGCAUGGGAACGAAGUGGUUGGAAGAGAACUGCUAUUGAACCUCAUUGAGUACCUGUGCAAGAACUUUGGCCCAGACCCCGAAGUGACGGAUCUGGUCCGCAGCACUAGAAUCCACCUUAUGCCGUCCAUGAACCCUGAUGGGUAUGAAAAGGCCCAGGAAGGAGAUUCGAUAAGUGUAAUUGGCAGAAACAACAGCAACAACUUUGACCUAAACCGAAAUUUCCCAGACCAGUUUGUUUCGAUCACCGAUCCCACCCAGCCCGAGACGAUUGCUGUGAUGAGCUGGGUGAAGUCCUACCCAUUUGUGCUGUCAGCCAAUCUGCAUGGAGGUUCUUUGGUGGUUAACUAUCCUUUUGAUGAUGACGAACAAGGAGUUGCCACAUAUAGCAAAUCACCGGAUGAUGCCGUGUUCCAACAAAUAGCACUUUCUUAUUCCAAGGAAAAUCACCAGAUGUUCCAAGGUAGACCUUGCAAGGAUAUGUACCCUAAUGAGUAUUUCCCUCAUGGGAUAACAAAUGGAGCUAGUUGGUAUAAUGUGCCAGGUGGUAUGCAGGACUGGAACUAUUUACAGACAAAUUGCUUUGAAGUAACUAUCGAACUAGGCUGUGUGAAAUACCCAUUUGAGAACGAACUGCCAAAGUACUGGGAACAAAAUCGAAGGUCUCUGAUCCAGUUUAUGAAGCAGGUCCAUCAGGGUGUCAAAGGGUUUGUUCUCGAUGGCACAGAUGGAAGAGGCAUACUGAAUGCCACGCUCAGUGUUGCCGAGAUCAACCACCCAGUGACUACUUACAAAGCUGGAGAUUACUGGCGCCUCUUGGUCCCAGGGACAUAUAAGAUCACAGCAUCUGCCCGAGGGUAUAACCCCGUUACCAAGAACGUGACCGUCAGGAGUGAAGGUGCUACUCAGGUCAACUUCACGCUUGUUCGAUCUUCAACAGAUGCAAACAGGGAAUCAAAGAAAGGAAAGGGGGCUAGCACCAGCACUGACGACGCCAGCGACCCAACUUCUAAAGAGUUUGAAGCACUGAUCAAACACCUUUCGGCUGAGAAUGGCCUGGAAGGCUUCAUGCUGAGCUCAUCCUCAGACCUGGCUCUGUAUCGAUACCAUUCAUACAAAGACUUAUCUGAGUUCCUGAGAGGACUUGUAAUGAACUACCCACACAUUACAAACCUUACCACUUUGGGACAGAGUGCUGAGUAUCGCCACAUUUGGUCCCUCGAAAUCUCCAAUAAGCCCAACAUAUCAGAACCUGAAGAACCAAAAAUUCGCUUUGUUGCUGGUAUCCAUGGAAACGCUCCAGUUGGAACUGAACUGCUUUUGGCUCUGGCAGAAUUUCUUUGCCUGAAUUACAAAAAGAACCCAGUUGUUACCCAAUUGGUCGACAGGACUAGAAUUGUCAUUGUCCCUUCUCUGAACCCAGACGGGCGAGAGCGAGCACAAGAGAAAGACUGCACCUCAAAGGCCGGGCAAGCAAAUGCCCGCGGCAAAGACCUGGACACAGAUUUCACAAGUAAUGUCUCCCAACCUGAGACUAAAGCCAUCAUUGAAAACUUGAUUCAGAAACAGGACUUCAGCCUUUCCAUUGCUCUAGAUGGCGGCUCUGUGUUGGUCACAUAUCCGUAUGACAAGCCGGUCCAGACAGUGGAAAACAAAGAAACUUUAAAGCAUUUGGCAUCUCUUUAUGCAAAUAACCAUCCAUCGAUGCACAUGGGUCAGCCCAGUUGCCCAAAUAAGUCAGACGAGAACAUUCCCGGAGGAGUAAUGCGUGGAGCAGAGUGGCACAGUCACCUGGGCAGCAUGAAGGAUUAUAGUGUCACCUAUGGUCAUUGCCCAGAAAUCACAGUGUACACAAGCUGCUGCCUCUUCCCAAGUGCAGCUCAGCUCCCUGCCCUGUGGGCCGAGAACAAGAAGUCUCUUCUUAGCAUGCUGGUGGAGGUCCACAAAGGAGUCCAUGGGUUGGUUAAAGACAAGACCGGUAAACCAAUCUCUAAAGCAGUCAUUGUACUCAACGAAGGAAUAAAAGUGCACACAAAAGAGGGGGGCUAUUUCCAUGUGCUUCUAGCUCCCGGAGUCCAUAACAUCAAUGCCAUUGCUGACGGGUACCAGCAGCAGCAUUCCCAGGUCUUUGUGCAUCAUGACGCAGCCAGCUCUGUGCUUAUCGUCUUUGAUACAGAUGACCGGAUAUUUGGCUUGCCAAGGGAACUCGUGGUAACUGUGUCAGGUGCCACCAUGUCAGCUCUGGUCCUAACGGCUUGCAUCAUUUGGUGCAUCUGCUCCAUCAAGUCUAACAGGCACAAAGAUGGCUUCCACCGGCUCCGGCAGCGUCACGAUGAGUAUGAAGAUGAGAUCCGCAUGAUGUCAGCUGGCUCCAAAAAGUCCCUCCUAAGCCAUGAGUUCCAGGAUGAAACGGACACAGAGGAGGAAACACUGUAUUCUAGCAAACAUUGAAAAGCACGUUUUGCAUAUCUCCCUGCAUAAGCACCAGGCAAAAAUGGCAGCUCCUCUCGGGAGACAACUGCAGUGAGAAGAGAGAUUCCUUCCUCCUUCAAAGAGCUUUGGGAAGUUAACCUGCUAAAUAUCACAGGCAGUUCUGCACUUCCCUUCCUUAAAAUACUCUUAACCUUUUCUUUAAAAAAUCUGAUUUCUGUUUAUGCAGCAGAAGACGGGACAGCCACUUUGUUUUUCUUUUUAAUUUAAGAUGAGCUGUUCAGAGUUUAUAUAGUAACAGCAUAAAGCCAUCUAGUAGAUGUAUUUCACACAUCAGGUAUUUACUAGUGGCUUUAGUUUAUUAUCUUUAUUUUAAAGGCCAAAAGAAUCCAGAAACAUUAAGGCAGGGACACCAGUCAGACUCUGACAUAAAGCUUUAAAAACUCGAGAUUUUCUCCAUCUCCUGAGGAGUUUUCUUCUCUGGUUAGCGAUAGCUGGGGUUUCUCUGAUUCAGGUUUAACGGCGGCUGGAUAAUUCCUAAAUAUAUAUGGCAUUAGGAAAUGGAAUAAACGGGCUUUCAUAUUUGCUUUCUACCUGCUUCCGAGCUGGAUCAGAACUGGUGAGCUGUGCUUUAAGCAGGAUUUUACUACCUCUCUUGAAAGGGUUAGCC